AUGCCACCCAAAAACCCACCAAAGAAAGUAACCAAGCGUACAGCUAAACCUGUGCACCUUUCUGUGUCGCAAAAACUGGAACUUUUACGUAAAAUAGAUGGAGGAAUGAGUGUUGCCCAAGUCUGCGAGCUUGUACAAGUGGUAUACCCAGGAGCGUGCAUGUGGGGUGGAAGUGAGGGAGUGGAGUUGGCCGCUAGUGCUGCUAAGCUUGCUGCCCACAUGGGUAUUGAGUUCAAGGCCAGUGAUGGGUGGCUCUGGCGCUUCCGCAGGCGCCAUGGCAUCCGCAAUCUGGCUGUGACAGGUGAGGCUGAAAGUGCCGAUGCUGAAAUGAUUGAACCUUUCCGUGAUGAGUUGAUGAAACUUAUUAAUGAUGAAGAUUUAUCCAUGUCACAAAUAUAUAAUGUUGAUGAAACUGUUCCGGAAGUGAAAAACUAUCAAGAGAAAGUGCUCAAAAUAAGACCGGAUGACGUGAAGGCUUUAAUAUUGCUUGACAAUGCUCCCGCCCACCCUUCCUCAGAUGUGUUAAAAAGUGCUGACGGGAAGAUAAAAGCUAUGUUUCUGCCCAAGAACACUACCUCCUUGAUCCAGCCUAUGGAUCAAGGAGUUAUAAGUGCGUUCAAGAGGAUUUACCUACGUAAAUACCUGGAUGACGUGUUGGUUGUGCUGGAGACAGAGGAUGGUGCAGUUGAGGAUACUAGAGGCAAGAGAACGUUGGCUAACAUAAAAAACUACAACAUAAGAGCUGCUAUUUAUAACAUGUAUGAGGCCUGGAGAGAAAUGAAACACACAACAUUUACUAAUGCCUGGAAGAAACUUAUGAAGGAUGAAGAUUACUGCGCCGAUUUUGAAGGCUUCGAGGCUACAGACUUUCACCAGCUACUGAAAAAGUCUGGGGAAGAGGAAGUAACAGUGGAUGACGUGGAUGAGUGGUUGGAAGAAAAUGAUCAAACACAAGGAAAUGAAAUUCUCAACACUGAACAAAUAGUAGCGGCUGUGACGGGUGAGGAGAGCGACAGUGAGGAUAGUGACUCAGGUGAGGUGAAACCUACAGUAAAGAUGAGCGUCGUUCGUGAAUGUGCUGAUGUCUUACUUAAGUUUGUUGAAGAUUGCUCUCGGCAAGACAUCCAGAUUCACUAUGAUCAACUUCGCCUGCUUCGAUCUAAAAUCAUUCGUAUGCAACACGAGUCUGGCAGACAGACUUUGAUAAAAGAGUUCUUCAAAGCCCUCUCAGAUGACAUAAGCGGAUACCAUAUCUGA
Molecule: messenger RNA, 1257 nt
Organism: Portunus trituberculatus (swimming crab)
Lineage: Eukaryota; Metazoa; Arthropoda; Malacostraca; Decapoda; Portunidae
Product: tigger transposable element-derived protein 7-like
Exons: 4
Coding region: 1-1257 (418 amino acids)
Cellular component (GO): nucleus
Molecular function (GO): DNA binding
Source: RefSeq, a predicted model, not a curated record